GCGUGUCCGUGGGGGGAGUCGUCUUCUCCCUCCCAGGCUCCCACCAACUUCUUGCCGCAGAAACCGACUACCGUCCCGUCCCCUCUUACCUCUCCUACCUCCCCACGAAACGGAAUUUCUCCUCUCCCGCCGCCACACCCCCACCUCACCCCCGCUGGAGAAGACAGCCGAGCCGCCGCCUCCUGGAUCCACCGCGCGUUAGGACUAAUAACUGGGACUAGCGGAUCCAUCGGUCCAGCAUGGAGCCCUCAGCACAGGGAGGGCCUUCUACUUCCGCGUCGGUUGACGAUAGCCAAUCAGUCGAUAGGGCUGAAGAUUCAGAACUCUUCCCCUCUGUCCCAGCAUUAAACCAAGCUGCGUCUAAUCUUGCCCAAAUAGCUUCGUAUUUUACCCAGUGCCUCCCGGUGCCUGGUUACACAGGAAUACCAGAGGAAGGCCAAGAACUAGCAAUACUUCCACCGGUCUCAACUUCUGGCAGGCCUGCUCUUCAGACUUCCUCUGCAGAGUUGGAUGGCACUAGCUUGUCUCCCAGUGUAAUAAGUUCCUCUCAAGAAACCUCGGAAAUCUCAGGGCAGAUGGCACCUUUUCGUGUUUUUCAGAAUGGAGCUUCACUAUUUCAAGGUCUCGUAGAUCGUGCUCGGAAAACUGUACGUGGUUCAGCAGAUGAUAUCGGAUGGCUUCAGCGCACUCAAGGCUUACCUGCAGCUGAGGAUGGGACGACCAGAUUUUUGGAGAUCCUUGACUCCGUGAGAAAAAAUGAGCACAAGCUACCUGAUGCGGUGGUGUAUUUGUUAGUUCCAGGUUUAUUUAGUAACCAUGGGCCACUUUACUUUGUGAAGACAAAAGCAUACUUCUCCAAAAUGGGUCUGGUUUGUCACAUUGCCAAGAUUCACAGUGAGUCUUCAGUAAGUAAAAACGCAAGGGAGAUAAAGGAAUACAUUGAAGAAAUAUACUGGGGAUCAAGGAAACGUGUGCUACUUCUCGGUCACAGCAAGGGUGGUGUAGAUGCGGCAGCAGCUCUGUCACUCUACUGGCCACAACUGAAAGACAAGGUUGCAGGUUUGGUAUUAGCUCAAAGCCCAUAUGGAGGAAGCCCAGUUGCUUCUGAUAUCCUGAGAGAGGGGCAGCUUGGUGACUAUGUCAUGCUACGCAAGCUUAUGGAGAUUUUGGUUUCAAAAGUCCUUAAGGGUGAUCUGCAGGCACUAGAAGAUCUGACAUAUGAAAGGAGGAAAGAAUUCGUGGCGCAGCACCCAUUGCCCCCCGAGGUGCCAAUUGUAUCAUUCCACACGGAGGCAAGCAUCACCCCAAGUGUGCUGACAGCCCUCUCUCAUGUCGCGCAUGUGGAGCUCCCGGUUGCCGCUGACGGCAAUCCUGCGAGGAUUCCGGUUGUAAUGCCACUUUCAGCUGCCUUGGCAGCAUGCUCGCAGCUGCUGGUGGCGAGGUAUAGUGAGAAGAGUGACGGUCUUGUGACGAGGAAGGAUGCUGAAGUUCCCGGAUCGGUGGCGGUCCGACCAGAGCGGAAGCUGGACCAUGCGUGGAUGGUGUAUUCCUCGAUGAAUGAGGAGCCCGGGGAUCAGGCGAACACGUCGCAGGUAUGCGAAGCUCUGCUGACUCUGCUCGUCGAGGUUGCGCAGAAAAGGAGGCAUCAGACGGCCAUGAAAGACGAAUAGGGAAAACGUUGGAGCUGUGCUGACAGAUUUGUGUAACUAUAGAUUGACUAGGUUGUUGUUGGUCGACGUUGAAACUGCUUCUGGUAACCUUGCCGAAGCUGAUCUUUAUGCAUAUACUUCUGCUUUUUUUUUGUCAUGAGAUAAUAUCAUCAGGAAUCAUAGAACUUGCGUCGUA
Molecule: messenger RNA, 1845 nt
Organism: Triticum dicoccoides
Lineage: Eukaryota; Viridiplantae; Streptophyta; Magnoliopsida; Poales; Poaceae
Exons: 9
Coding region: 240-1670 (476 amino acids)
Biological process (GO): lipid metabolic process
Source: RefSeq, a predicted model, not a curated record